Molecule: messenger RNA, 1855 nt
Organism: Corticium candelabrum
Lineage: Eukaryota; Metazoa; Porifera; Homoscleromorpha; Homosclerophorida; Plakinidae
Exons: 4
Coding region: 138-1586 (482 amino acids)
Molecular function (GO): DNA binding; protein binding
Source: RefSeq, a predicted model, not a curated record
ACGAUGUAAUAGCAGCGCUCUGGACCUACAUGCGGAACUGAAAUGUUCCGAAUGUCCGGGUUUUAGUUUCUUAUCCGGGUAUCCGAAACGAAACAACCCAUGGGGAAGAGAGAUUGUAUUUACUAAAGUAUUAGUCGAUGCAGAUCGUCGACCACUGCCCUAUGUCUGGCGAAAGCCGAGGAUCACGAGACAAUCCGGGAAACUCGACAUCGCAGGAGGCUCCACUGGAGGCUGCAGAAAGCGCUACGACGUCGAACCGUAGCGAAACUAUGAACUGGCAUCGCUCUCGCACAGGCCGCGGCUUUCGCUCCAAACCGCUCUCGACGAGAUUACCCGAUAUCAUGCGAGUAACGUGCGGUCAUCUCGAAGGCGAGCUCCACGUCAAGAAAGUCGGCUCUGGAAGUCGGAGCCCAUGCAUCUACUACAACAACAUGUGGGUGACGCCGAAUCAGUUCGAAAAUCAAGCGGGUAAGACGUACUUGAAGAACUGGCAGUGGGCUAUUCGGCACGACAGGAUUCCUCUUCAUACGUACGUGAAAUGGGGUCUGAUCAAACCGCACAGCCAACGUUGUGAUUGCGUGCUGUGCAGAACGUGUGUACCCCAUCUAAAGAAAGUGUUAGGGAAGAAUCUUAAACGGAAGCCAGCAUACUGUCCAUCGAGUGAUGGGACUGUCGGAAAUGGUGAAAGAGGAGAUCAGCCGUCGUUUGGGGCCCCGCGCCGCGGUUCUGGUGGCAGACGCGGUAGAGGGAGACUUGCCACGUUUUCUAGUAAGAGAUCGAAAAGGUCUAUGCAGAAAAGUAUUUACAGACCCGUGAAGAGAGCAUGUUCUGCUAAGAUGUCGUCUAGACCGUCGGACAGAGCGAGGAGAGUGAGGAGAGGCGGUUGGGGAAGACUGACUCGGACACUAAUAGAGGCGCAGAGCGAAGGGACUGACGUCAAUCUGUGCGUUGAGACUCAACCAUCUGCGAGCACUGACGCAUGUGACAACGAGCUUAAUACCUGGAAUGGCAAGCAGCAAGAACGAGAGAUACCGUCAAAUGGAUCUUCUCUUGCAUCAUCUAGUGCACUUCAGGUGCAACGACCACAAGAUCUCCUCCAUCCAAUGGCCACCACUUCAGCUCGUAAAGAACAAACUCCAGAGAGCCGCACAGACGUUACUGGUGAACGACCGAGCAGCUCAUCUGCUGCAGUGAACUCCAGAGGAGAAACAGCCGCUCCGCCGAAACUUAUAACUGCACAUCGGGAUGACAAAAGUGCUUUCACGUCUGCAGACUCUACGACGCACUUAGUCAAAAACAUUCCAAAAAAUUUCCGAUCUCGUCGCUUCAUCGCGUUGAAAACGCACGUUAACGCGAUCAGAGGCGAUACCGGACUGGCUAACCGUGCUGUAGAGUCGUGGACAGUAGAUGACGUCGCUGCGUUUCUAGACGCCGCCGGAUUUCGAUGGCAGAGCUCGUCGUUUCGAGAACAGCUAAUCAACGGGGAGGCCCUCUUGCAUCUGCGCGAGGAUCACCUCGAAGAUAUCAUGAAACUCAAACUAGGAACGGCACUCCGGCUAAUUUCAAUAAUUCGUUGCUUACAGUAAUGAUGUAGCUAAUCGAAUAAUGCAGAUUAAUUAAGUACAUAAUUAAUAUUAAUUAAUCUAAAGUUACCUCAAUACCAUUGUAAGGAACAGAUCGCAUGGUGGACUUACUAUACUCCACAAAUUUGUGGAAAGAUAAUCAUUGAGUUACUAGAUCUCGUGUGUUUAUCCCUUUUUAUAUAUUGCCUUGCAGACGUAUGAGCGUCUUUGCGGACACUGCUAGUAAUUUGACCAGAGAAAUUGUUUGCAAUACAUUGAUGACCAGAUCAUUG